AUGUUACCCACAGGUCGCUCCAGACUGAAAUGGAUUGCUCGCAUAUUGUUUGUCAUAGUAUUGGUUGGCCUUUUUGUUCCUUAUUUUUAUUUCAGAAGUGAUGAAUAUUGGCAACAGAAAAACUAUGACGAUGCUAUGACUUUCCACAAGAAAUCAACUUUCCAACCAAGAGCAUCCACCAAUUUUUUACUUGAGUAUAUGUCAAACAGUUUAUUGUCCGACAAGGAAGAAAUCAGAGGUGGCCACAGGGGGAUCCAUUUCCACUGGGAUGACUGGAUCGAUCUUUCUCCAGGCGAUUCCAUUUUGAACGAUUAUAGAGAGACCUUCCCAGAAGGAGAAUGUGAUUCAAGCUUGCAGGAAUUUGGAAAUGUUAAUCCAUUCUGGAUGGAACUGCACCAUAAGAAAUUACUCCGUAGUCUGGUGUUUUCCUACUGCACCUUACCCAUCCCCAAGCAAAUAUUUUUCAUGGGAGACAAUAACUUAAUUAAGGUUCCCGUGAGCUCUAAAGAGAGAUUAGCUAUUGGUAACACACCUUAUAGCAGGGAAGAACUAGUAAAUAAGAUGGUUCUACUUGAAAGCAGCUUGGAUAAGAAGAAGGAGUCCCUCAUAGAGACUAUUCCAUUCGAAGAGUUCCCUAAAACCAUAGAAAUCAAUACCGAGGAGUUUGUAUUCAACCCCGACUAUGAAAUCCUCAAAUUGAAGUCAAAACUCAACAAGGACACCCCAUCAAAAGACGAUGGAGAGAAAUUCGAAAUGAAGGACAUGGAAUAUUUGGAUUUCCUUGAAUAUGCUAAUCUGUAUGUGGAUACAGCUCCUAAGUAUUUCAAGUAUCCAUGGAUCUACUCUGAUCUUUUCAAAGGUCAAGCUCAUCACUUGGAAUUUAAAUUCUUCCGUAGAUACAUCGGUGACCAUGAGAGACAAAGUGUAGUACACCACAUGUCUAGAGCUUGGUUCGAAUUUGCCCAAGCCAAUAAUAUUGUACUGUGGAUCAACUACGGUUCACUCUUGGGAUGGGUUUACAAUGGAGUUAAUAUGCCAUGGGACACUGAUGUAGAUAUUCAAGUGCCGAUUAACGAGUUGGCUAAAUUGACCAGAAGAGGUUUAAACAAUACCUUGGUGAUUGAAAAUCCUCGUUUUGGAAAUGCAAAGUACUUGUUUGAUAUUUCUCCGCUGUUCAUUAGACAGGGAAACAGUAACAAUUUCAUUGAUGCCAGAUUCAUUGAGGUGAACUCUGGACUUUACAUUGAUAUCCUGGCCUUGUCCAAGACCAAUUAUCCUCCUCCAUCCGAAAUAUUUGAAGGACUCACAGAACUGGAAGUUAAACUGGUUAUCCCAGUGAAUUGUAAGAAUUUCAACUGGCAAUUGAUUGAAGAAAUCUUACCAAUCAAAUAUGCGACCUUUGAAGGUGGCCCCUCAUUUAUUCCAAACCAAGUUUCCCGUAUUUUAGACAGGAAGUACGGAAGAGAAUCAUAUACCACUAAAGAAGAGUUUAAAGGUCACAACUACCAGAGUGAUUUGAAUAUGUGGGUGCCAGAUAGAAUUUGUAAAUUCCCGCACUUAACGGAUCCAAGAUUUGUCCUAGGAGACAAAUCAAGGUUAACUUUGGAGGGUGCUUGUGACAGCAUUGAGCUACAAGAUGAAUAUCAAAUAGUCUAUGAAAGUUCCCAACGUCACAUAGCGUUAGAAGACGAGCAAGAUACCCCCGUGUCUUAUAAUAUCGGGAAAUUGGGAAGCUUGCCAAUUCUGAGGAAGGACCCAUGGGAUUAUUUCCACGACAUCAACAAAGACUUGGUCAAACAUGAUCGCUGGUUCGUCAAAGUCAAAGGAAAGGAAAAAUCCACAUAA
Molecule: messenger RNA, 1845 nt
Organism: Dujonia railenensis
Lineage: Eukaryota; Fungi; Ascomycota; Pichiomycetes; Serinales; Debaryomycetaceae
Source: the annotation of a GenBank genome assembly